UGUGUCGCCACCACACCCUCCUUACAGGCAGGCGCCAGCGAGGCCAAACAGCCCGGGUUCACCGAUUGCCCCUUGCGCGCCUCCCAGGGAGAGGCGGAAGUUCACUUUGCAAGAAGCCAGCUUCUGUGCUCACUUCCCGGGAGAGCUCCAGUCGCACCAGAACCCCGAGCCCGGAAGCCUCGCGCCGCCGCCCGCCAUGAGUGUCCCGGUGCGACCGGGCCCAAGCAGCUGGAGGCGGGCAGCCACCUUAGUGCUGGCGGCGGGCUGGACGCGCCCGGUCCCCGACGCCCCGUCGAGGCCCCAGCCACCCGCCGAGGGAUUCCGGGUGCUGCUGCUGCAGCGCUCCAAGAGCCAAGGCUUCUUGCCCGGGGCGCACGUCUUCCCGGGCGGGGUGUUGGAGGCGGCAGACCGCUCGACCGACUGGCUACGCCUCUUCGCGCCGCACCACGGGCCGCCCCGCUUUGGCCUGGGACCCGCGCCGCCCCAGCGCGCCGCCUUCCCGGUGCUGCCCAACAUCCAGCCGGGAGCCGUGGACGAGGACGCGGCGGCGCUGCCCGAUGACAUCGCCUUCCGCAUCUGCGCCAUCCGCGAGGCAUUCGAGGAGGCGGGCGUGCUGCUGCUGCGGCCCAGGAGCCCGCGGCCCCCUGAUCAGGCGCCGGGCUGCGCCCUCGCGCCGCCGCCCGCCUUGGCCGACUGGCGCGCCCGCGUCCGCCGGGACCCGCGGUACUUCUUGAGCCUGUGCUCGCAGCUCGACUGCACUCCCGACAUCUGGGCGCUGCGCGACUGGAGCGGCUGGAUCACGCCCUUCUCACGCCCCGGCGGCCGCCGUUUCGAAACCACCUUCUUCCUGUGCUGUCUGAGCGAGCCGCCGCCGGUCUUCCCCGACUUGGUGGAGGUGGUGGGCUGCCAGUGGUCGUCUCCAUCAGAGGCAAUUGAAAGCCUCAUAUCAAAGGAAAUUUUGCUUGCACCCCCACAGUUCUACGAAAUACGUAGACUAGGAAACUUUGCCUCUCUCUUUGACUUGCACAAAUUUUCUUUGGAUCGUGAAUCAGAAGGAACGGAAAGAUGGAUGCCAAUCAUAUUGUUAACUGCUGAUGGGACGAUCCAUCUUUUACCAGGAGAUGAGAUGUACUUAGAAGAUUCAAACUUUUUAGAAAACUGUAUGUCCACUGAAAAAAGGAAUGAAGAAAUCAUGAACGAAGGCAAGAAAUUUCACCGAAUAGUGUUGUAUAAUUCCCACAGUUAUGGAGAUUAUACAGGUUAUAGCAUCCAUGUGACAGUUCUGCCAAAGUAUAAACACGUUUAUCCUAAGAGCUUUGUAGUGGGCAAGAGCCGUCUGUAGAGAGCAGCUGCUUUAUAAGCUGGCCCACUUGUAGUUGUUCUAGAGAAAAAUGAGGGUUGACUAGAUGUGCCUGGAACUUAAGGAACUUUGUUCCUGUAAGUUCUAGGAGCAGUCUCUCCUAUCUCAAGUGUAUUGUGUAGCUCUGUUAUUUUAUCCUUUAAACCUUAUAGUAUCCCACCAGUAUAAGGUAUUAAUGUUUUGUUACCAAAAAGAGAAAAAAAAUUUCACAGAGAUUUCCACUUCUGUGUUGUUCUGUUAUCAAAAGUUUAAAUAAGAUGUUCUACUGUAUUGUCUUCAAACUGUAUUAGCAUACUACUUUAUAUGCUAGGCGUUUGAUCCAUUAAUUCCUUAGACUUUCUGCUGGAAUUAAUUUAAGGGUGAUACAUGGUGAACAGAAGACUGAGGUGAUCUUCAAGUGACAGUGUCAUUUUCUUAUGACUUUAGCUUGAUGAUUAAGAGGUAAUUCCAUUAAAACUAAAUGGUAUAAGUUAUUAGUUUACCAAAUUGGAAAUUACUUUAGUGAUUGUUGUAAAGAAAUAUGAAGCCAUAACAGAAGUCAUAAUUUUAUUUUGGAGUGCUACUUGACAGAAUACAAAGAGGUUACUAGAGA
Dama dama (fallow deer) is the source of this 1952-nucleotide messenger RNA. It is a transcript of the gene NUDT19, whose product is annotated as nudix hydrolase 19. Bases 197 to 1342 code for a protein of 381 amino acids. The record is from RefSeq and is a predicted model, not a curated record. The transcript is spliced from 3 exons. NCBI's taxonomy places the organism in Eukaryota, Metazoa, Chordata, Mammalia, Artiodactyla, Cervidae. Gene Ontology annotation, cellular component: mitochondrion. Gene Ontology annotation, molecular function: hydrolase activity, acting on acid anhydrides, in phosphorus-containing anhydrides.